AUGGGGCAAAGCAAAUCAAAGCAAAAUGUGGCUUCUACUGAUCACCGAAAUCAUUACACAAACAAGGUCUUCCUGAGUUUCCGAGGCGAGGAUACGCGCUAUGAUUUUACAGAUCAUUUGUACAACGCUUUGUGUCUGAGGGGAAUUAAGACCUUCAGAGAUGAUAAGCUUAGCAGAGGAGAAGACAUAUCACAAGAGCUCCUCAAAGCAAUUGAGGAGUCCAGAGUUUCAAUCGUCGUCUUCUCUCAAAAUUAUGCUUCCUCAAGGUGGUGCUUAGACGAACUGGUCAAGAUACUUGACUGCAGAAAAUCCAAAGGACAGAAGUUUAGAGCAGUUUUCUACAAGGUGGCUCCCUCAGAUGUAAGACACCAAACAGGUGCUUUCGGUGAUGCAUUUGCUACGCUUGAUCAAUGCAAAUACAAGGAUAGCAUCGGCAAAUGGAGGAAGGCUCUUGACGCAUGUGCUACGCUUAAUCAAUGCAAGUACAAGGAUAGCAUCGGCAAAUGGAGGAAGGCUCUUGAGGAAGCAGCAAAUUUGUCUGGAUGGACUUUCGAGGAGGGCCGGUACGAGACUGAAUUUAUCGAGGAAAUUGUUGAGGAUUUGUUCGCCCAAAGUCUUGUAGAGAAGAGGUCAACAAACUUUUAG
Molecule: messenger RNA, 645 nt
Organism: Rosa chinensis
Lineage: Eukaryota; Viridiplantae; Streptophyta; Magnoliopsida; Rosales; Rosaceae
Product: disease resistance protein RPV1
Exons: 3
Coding region: 1-645 (214 amino acids)
Biological process (GO): signal transduction
Source: RefSeq, a predicted model, not a curated record